ACCGACACUUCUCUCACAUGUCCACGCUGGAGAAGGAAAUGGCCUUCAGAACCGAAAUGGAUAAUACAAGACUCCUAGUGCACGUCUGCAUGCACGGUCGCAUCUUUCCUCCAGGCAGUAGUGGAUUCUUACAGAGAGCUUUAACGUGUCUGGAGGAAUGACCACACCACACCACUCUCUCUGUAUUCCUCUGACGCUCAUGCAGUUGCGUUAUCCCGACAGUAGGAGUCACUGUUGCUGUAAUGCAUUCCUCUGUCUGACCCGAUGUUGUCUGUUGAGCGCCGGUCAGGCCGGUGACACCGCAGAGACUCUAGCUGGAGAGAGAGUCCAGCCUCGGCGGACGUGGUGAAGCGUAUUAACUCACUGUGGCCCCUGAGAGCCUCGUUCUGGUGUGUGUGUGUUCAGUGUUGUGUGUGUGUGUGUCUCUGUGGUUUCAGGGUUUGUAUUAUUCCUACUUCAAGACGAUCAUCGAGGCUCCGAGCUUCCUGAGCGGCCUCUAUCAGAUCAUGAACGAUGGGCUCACCGAGUACCCGCUGGUGAUCAACACGCUCAAGAGAUUUAACCUGUACCCUGAGGUGGUGUUAGCCAGCUGGUACCGUGUUUACUCCUCCAGCAUGGAGUUCUUCAGGACCCCCACCAAGACGUGCUGGACCAUAAACCGUGGAGAAGAUCUGGAUCCGGUGGAGAGCUGUGAAGGUUUGGGAGAUCCUGCGUACUUCUACGUCACCGUGGUGUUCCUGCUGAACGGAGCCAUGAUGAGUCUGUUCUACGUCUCCGGAACUCACCUGAGUGGCAGUAAGUUGGGGGGAGUGGUCACGGUGCUGUGCGUCUUCUUUAACCACGGAGAGAGUACCAGGGUGAUGUGGACUCCUCCUCUGAGAGAGAGCUUCUCGUACCCCUUCCUGGUCCUUCAGAUGCUUCUCCUCUCUCACAUUCUCAGGACGCCGAACCCGAGCCGAAAAACCAUGGCGGCGCUGGGCGUGUCCACCGUGAUGUUCAUGCUGCCGUGGCAGUUCGGCCAGUUCGUCUUACUCACUCAGGUGGCGUCGCUGUUUGCAUCGUACAUCCUGGGUUACCUGAACCCGGCCAAGAUGCAGGCGCUGCUGCUCACACACAUGGUAUCUCUGGGGGUUUGUUUCGUUCUGAUGUUCGGUAACUCCAUGCUGCUGACGUCCUUCUACGCCUCCUCUCUCAUCUCCAUCUGGGCUGUUGUUGGACUCAGGGAUCAGUUUCAUCAGAUCUUCAGAGCUCCACUGCUCAUCUGGGUGAUGCAGGGCGUGGCGUGGGUGCUGACCACAGUCCUCCUGAAGUUCCUGCUGGCUCUGGUUUUGGGGGCGUCUGAUGAUGCUCACAUCAGCAGUCUGAUCAAGUCCAAAUUCACCAGCUAUAAGGAUUUCGACACCAUGAUGUACACCUGCGCCGCCGAGUUCGACUUCCUGGAGGUGGAGACGGUGCUGCGCUACACAAAAACCCUCCUACUUCCUGCUAACCUGCUGCUGGCUGCUGUUAUCGCCAUCCAGGUCAGCAGGGACGCGGUCAGAAUGAUCAGAUGUCCGAGCAGCUCUGAGACUCGCAGUGAGCCGACAGAGAAGCUGGAGAAAUCUGUGGUGGUGUACCAUACACUGCAGUUGGUGGCGUUUGCGGUUCUUGCGGUUCUAAUAAUGAGGUUGAAGCUUUUUCUCACUCCUCACAUGUGUCUGAUGGCCUCACUGCUCUGCUCCAGACAGCUGUUCAGCUGGCUGGGAGACAAAAUGAAGCAGCAUGUGUGUGUCGGCCUUAUCCUGUCCAUCAUGGCGGUGCAGGGCGUGGCUAACCUGCAGCAGCAGUGGAGCAUCAUGGGAGAAUUUAGCAACUUACCCCAGGAGGAGCUGCUGGAGUGGAUUAAAGAGAACACGCCCCAGAACGCAGUGUUUGCUGGCGCCAUGCCCACCAUGGCGAGUGUGAAGCUCUCAGCGGGCAGAGCCGUCGUGAACCACCCACACUAUGAAGAUGCAGGACUCAGGGAGAGGACGAAGUUGGUUUACUCCAUGUACAGCCGUAAAUCAGCCGAGCAGGUGAAGAAGAACCUGAUGAAGCUGCAGGUGGAUUAUUUCAUCCUGGAAGAGUCCUGGUGCACCAGACGUACCAGGCCGGGCUGCAGCAUGCCGGAGAUUUGGGACGUGGAGGACCCCGGGAACGCGGGUAAAACCCCACUGUGCACCCUGAUGGGUCGGGACUCGCGCCCCCACUUCACCACCAUCUUUCAAAACCACAUCUACAAAAUCCUCCGAGUGCCAAAGGCGAGCAGAUAACCACGGCACGGUGCCACGAGGAGCUGCGGCGGGUUCCUCUGCGGGUUCUGUAGUUCUGUUCAGGUUCCUGUAGCAGGUGUGUGAUUAAGGUUUAACUGUGAGUAUUAUUACUGAUGAAUGAUGGGUACCGCUUCAGUAUCUUCAACAAUCCAGGACGUUUUUCAUUUGGGCAGUAUUUUACUGACCCGCUUCACUCUUCAGGGGUGUG
This is a messenger RNA of Trichomycterus rosablanca, 2499 nucleotides long. RefSeq names its product dpy-19-like 1, like (H. sapiens) (gene dpy19l1l). The transcript is spliced from 20 exons. Gene Ontology annotation, molecular function: mannosyltransferase activity. Lineage: Eukaryota; Metazoa; Chordata; Actinopteri; Siluriformes; Trichomycteridae. Gene Ontology annotation, cellular component: nuclear inner membrane. The record is from RefSeq and is a predicted model, not a curated record. The coding region runs from base 507 to 2291 and encodes 594 amino acids.